Molecule: messenger RNA, 996 nt
Organism: Xyrauchen texanus (razorback sucker)
Lineage: Eukaryota; Metazoa; Chordata; Actinopteri; Cypriniformes; Catostomidae
Exons: 5
Coding region: 199-552 (117 amino acids)
Biological process (GO): autophagy of mitochondrion; macroautophagy; cellular response to nitrogen starvation
Cellular component (GO): autophagosome; autophagosome membrane; cytosol
Molecular function (GO): ubiquitin protein ligase binding; GABA receptor binding
Source: RefSeq, a predicted model, not a curated record
GGGCGGUACAUAGUUUGUUGUUUUUGUGGGAGUAAUGUGCCAGUCGACAUCUUCAACAUAGAAGGCGAUUUAUAUCAUUUCAAGUUUUUGCGUCUGUGAGACUAACAUCAUCACUGUGCUAGUACGGGUAUGUAAUAUUCGUCGUAGAAGGGAAGACAGGCACGAUAUUGAUUCCUUAAUCCAUCAGUUGUACUAGAGAUGUCUAGCCAAUAUCAACGAAGUGUUCCACUGGAGGUCAGAAGAGCGGAUGGGGAGCGAGUUCGCGCCAAACAUCCGGAUAAGAUUCCGAUAAUUGUGGAGAGAUCUGCAAGGUCCCGAGCUCCUGAACUUGACAAAAAGAAAUACCUUGUUCCUUCAGACCUCACAGUCGGUCAGCUUUGCUUUCUGAUCAGACAACGGGUGUCUAUGAGGCCAGAAGAAGCUCUCUUCUUUUUCGUAAACAAUUCCCUCCCUCCAUCUAGUUCCCCCCUUUCUGCAGUAUAUGAGGAACACCACGAGGAAGACCUGUUCCUGUAUAUGACAUACAGUAAUGAGAGUGUUUACGGUGCCUGAAACCGAGGAUAAAAGGUUUAAAGAGAGGGAGAGAUGCUUGUUAAAGAAAGCAGGAGAAUGUUUUACAUUUUAUUUACCACUAUUAUCCCGUGUUCAAUACAUUGUGCCUUACAGGAGGCAUUGUUCUUAAGUGGGAACUAAAGGGUGCUGUUUGUGAAUAUCAGUAUUUGGGGCAACUAUAAUGUGUUUCACUAAGCGGAUUUAUGACAGUAAAGCAUUGCGUUUAUAGUUUUAAGAUUACAACAGGAGAAAAUAAAUGGUCAAAAAAUGCAGCUGAAUUUUGAAAACACAGUGGUAGAGCAAGCAAGUAUUAAUUUCACCUUUCUCUCCCAGGAGCAAGUCAUUUGUAUUUAAUUCAAAUAAGUUUUUGUUCUUAUUUUUCUUAUUUUGUAAAGUGUUAUCAAUAACUUUUGUGAAUAUAAUAAAUAAAAUCUUAAAAACGUC